Cetraspora pellucida is the source of this 144-nucleotide messenger RNA. The record is from the annotation of a GenBank genome assembly. Lineage: Eukaryota; Fungi; Glomeromycota; Glomeromycetes; Diversisporales; Gigasporaceae.
AUGAUCUUGCCAGCUAUAAUUCAGAUGAGAUUAAGUAAUGAGUUAAAGGUUCUGGAAGCUAUACAAAAGGAAGGGCAUAAUGGUGUAGAGGAAGGGAACAAUUUUUUUGUGGAAGAGCAAGGGCCGUUAUUCAGCGCUGUAUAG